ACAAUGCAGCGGGCGAUGUCUGAGGAAAGAUGGCGGAGGGAGGAGCGGCCGAUCUGGAGACUCAGAGAGGAGAGGUUGCUGCGCUGGUGAAAACGCAGCUGCGGAAAGGAGAGACUUGGUACUUAAUAGACAGUCAUUGGUUCAAACAGUGGAAAAAAUAUGUGGGCUUUGAUAGCUGGGAUAAGUACCAGAUGGGAGAUCAGAACGUCUACCCUGGACCAGUGGACAAUGCGGGCCUCCUUAAAGACAGUGAUGUGCUUGCCAUUAAGGAGCACCUUAUUGAUGAAUUGGACUACAUCCUUGUGCCCACUGACGGUUGGAAUAAGUUAGUGAGUUGGUAUGGGCUGACCGAGGGCCAGGAGCCAAUCGCCCGAAAGGUGGUUGAGCAGGGUAUGUUUGUGAAGCACUGUAAAGUGGAGGUCUACCUCACCGAGCUGAAGCUAUGUGAAGACAGCAACAUGGACAAUAUCGUCACCAGACGCUUCAGCAAAGCAGACACAAUAGACACCAUUGAGAAGGAGAUGCGCAAACUGUUCAACAUUCCUGAUGAGAAGGAGACCAGACUGUGGAACAAAUACAUGAGCAACACGUUUGAGUCUUUGAACAAGCCGGACAGCACCAUUCAGGAUGCUGGGCUCUACCAGGGGCAGGUUCUAGUUAUAGAGCAGAAGAAUGAGGAUGGAACAUGGCCUCGAGGUUCCUCCACACUGAAGUCAUCUGGUACUUCCAAUCUCUCUGCUUUACCAAAGAUCUCCCCUUCAUCUCUCACAAACAAUCAUAGCAGCAGCUUCAGCAGCAGGAAUGUAAAAAACUCUAGCUAUAGCCUCCCAUCCUACCCACCCUAUAACAGCUACGAGUACUCGGAACAGAGCAGGCACAGUGAGAAGGCAGGCCUGUGUGGCCUAUCCAAUCUGGGCAACACCUGCUUCAUGAACUCCGCUACACAGUGUUUAAGCAAUAUUCCCCCGCUCACUGAGUACUACCUGAAGGACAAGUACCAGGCUGAACUGAAUGAGGACAACCCUUUAGGAAUGAAAGGGGAGAUCGCCAAGGCUUACGCUGAGCUCAUCAAGCAGCUCUGGUCUGGCAAAUACAGUUACGUCACCCCCAGACCUUUUAAGACCCAGGUGGGCCGCUUCGCCCCUCAAUUCUCAGGCUACCAGCAGCAGGACUCCCACGAGCUUCUGGCCUUCCUGCUGGACGGCCUGCACGAGGACCUGAACCGCAUCAGGAAGAAGCCCUACAUCCAGCUGAAAGACGCCGCCGGCCGGCCGGACAAGGUAGUAGCUGAAGAAGCCUGGGAAAACCACAUCAAGAGGAAUGACUCCAUCAUCGUGGACAUCUUCCACGGCCUCUUCAAGUCCACCCUUGUAUGCCCUGUGUGCGCCAAGGUCUCCGUGACCUUUGACCCGUUCUGCUACCUGACGCUCCCGCUUCCCAUGAAGAAGGAGCGAACGCUGGAGGUGUACCUAGUGCGGCUGGACCCCAUGACCAAGCCCAUGCAGUAUAAGCUGACUGUACCCAAAGUGGGCUACAUCUCAGACCUCUGUGCUUCUCUCUCAGCCCUGUCGAGAGUACCUGCCGAGAAGAUGAUUGUCACAGAUAUCUACAACCAUCGGUUCCAUAGAAUCUUUGCCACCAAUGAAAACUUGAGCAGUAUAAUGGAGAGGGACGAUAUCUAUGUGUUCGAGGUAGCGGUGAACCGGCUGGAGGACACGGAGCAUGUGGUGAUCCCCGUGCACCUCCGGGAGAAGUACAAGCAGUCUGGCUACAACCACACCAGCACGCCGCUCUUUGGCCUGCCCUUCCUCCUCACCGUCCCACGCACGCUCAGUGAGGAGAAGUUCUACAACCUGCUGCUCCUCCGCCUGUGUCGCUUCGUGCACUCAGGCCUGGAAGAAGAGGACUCGGAGGAGACGCACUCUUCCAAGCAGCACGCCAUCAACGGCAAUGCCCCCAAUGGUAUACUGGAGGAAGGCUCGCCCAGUGAAAUGGAGACUGACGAGCAGGAUGACGAGUCCAGUCAGGACCAGGAACUCCCUUCUGAGAACGACAACAGCCAGUCAGAGGAUUCGGUGGGCGGAGACAACGACCUGGAGAACGGGGUUGGCCCAGAGAACUCGACCAAAGGCCAGCAGCUCACAGGCCACAAGAAGCGACUUUUCACAUUCCAGUUCAACAACAUGGGCAAAACCGACUUGAGCUUCAUCAAGGAGGAGCCACGGCAGAUCCGAUUCGAUGAGGGACACCUUCGCCUCAGUGACAGGUCCUAUCUCUCCCUGGACUGGGAGCCAGAGAUGAAGAAGAAGUACUUUGAUGAAAGUGCAGUGGAAGACUUUGAUAAGCAUGAGAGCAUGGAAUACAAACCCCAGAAGAAGGCCUUCUUUAAAUUGAAGGACUGCAUCGAACUCUUUACUACCAAAGAGAAACUGGGGGCAGAGGACCCUUGGUACUGCCCGAGCUGCAAGCAGCACCAGCAGGCCACUAAGAAGCUGGACCUGUGGUCCCUGCCCCCAGUGCUGGUGGUCCACCUUAAGCGCUUCUCCUACAGCCGCUACAUGAGGGACAAGCUGGACUCACUUGUGGACUUCCCACUUCGUGAUCUGGACAUGUCCGAGUUCCUCAUUAACCCCAACGCUGGGCCAUGCCGCUAUGACCUCAUUGCUGUGUCCAACCAUUACGGAGGAAUGGGAGGAGGACACUAUACCGCCUACGCCAAGAACAAGGAUGAUGGCAAGUGGUACAACUUUGAUGACAGCAUCGUGUCUCCAGUCAGCGAGGAUCAGAUUGUGUCCAAAGCAGCAUACGUACUGUUCUACCAGCGCCAGGACACGGUUAAGGGCACAGGCUACUUUGCCCUGGACCGCGAGGACCCAGAGGAGCAGGAGAGCACCUCGGCCCAUGGAGCCAAUGCCCAAAGUGACGAAGAUGAUGAGGAGGAGGAGGAUGAAGAAGACCUAAAUGACAAUGAGCAGGAUGACGACCUCGAGCCCAACAAUGACAUCACUAUGAACACCAACUGAGGUGGCAUAAACAUUGGAGAGUGGUGAGGGGGUGGAGUGGGGGAUGUCAGGGUGUCAUCAGAAGCCAUAUCAGGAGCGUGCAGCCCAGUGAGUACCAGGGCCAUCCCCUGCUUUCACCAGUGCCUGCCAGGGCCCAGGGGUGCCAAGGAGUCAGCUAGAACGCCCCGAAACUGAGCAGUCGAGCCCCUGUUUGAACAGCCAACAUAGCAGGUUGAUCAUUUAUUUUUUGUCCCCCUCUGAUUUUUCACUUUUCCACAAGGGCCCCUCUUUCACACAGUGCAGCCAAAUGUAAACUUCUGCAGCACUGCUGUGUAAGCUGAUGAUUUCAGAGUGGUGGAAAGCCCUGUGUCUGUCUGUCUGUCUGUCUGUGUAUGUGUAUGUGUGUGUGUGUGUGUGUGUGUGUGUGUGUGUGUGUGUGUGUGUAGAGAACUUGCAAAAGUGGUGUUUAACUUUUAUCCUUAAGUUGCCCUGUACAUAAUCUUUGAUGGACAGUAAAUCUCUGGGGUUUUAAAGGUAUUGAAACUCCAUAGACUGUUUUGUUGCACAAUCACUCCAUGUGUUUUUAUAGUUAGUGCCAUGUGAACUGCAGAAGUGGUUUAUGGCUACCCAGAAUCCCCUCUGUUCAGCUGCUUAAAGAUCUGCCUUUAAACCAGUGGCAUCUACAGGCAGUUUCACUUGCGUCAAAAGAGCACUGAUAUGUAAUUUAAAAACUAGUCAGUUGUGCUGCUGUAUGUCUAAUUAGGGUUUUUUUUUUCUUUUCUUUUCCCUAGGAUAACUUAGGUUUUGCAAAUAAAGAUAUUUAGGCUCCUUGACAGCUACAUCAAAAACAUAACACCUUGAUUAAAGGUGUAACUUAACUUCUAUCUCUGCCACUGCUUCUGGAGUAAGCCUCAUUCUUCACACCAUCACAGAGGCUUUUUAUUGAGAUUAUGAAUUUUUGGUGAUGAAAUAGGUUUCUGUCUCUUGCCUCCAUCACCUUGGCCUUAAAUCUAAUCUCAGACUGUUGCCUUUACUUUGCACAAUCACGUCACCGUGUCUGUCUACUUUGCCCCAUACAUGCUCCAAAUGGACACUAACACCUAACACAAAUGCGCGCGCGCACACACACAAACUAACACUCACGUGUUUAUCACACUUUCUACUUUAGCCCUACAAACACAGAGGAACCACUACUAUCUCCUGUCAUGAAACAUGCUCCAAUUCUCACAGAUUGGCAGCCGGGAAUGUAUAUGACUGAGGUUUUAUUUGCCUGAAAUUUGACUGAUGCCUUUCAUGGGGAUGAGUAGCAACUUACUUUUUUCCCCAUUCUUUUGCCUUUUUAUUUUAGACUGUAUGUGUUUUUGGGUUCUGGGGGAGGUGGUUAAAUCAUUUCAUCACUUUUGAUGGUAAAUACACAUAAAGUGGGGUACUGCUGUGUGUGUCUUCUGUCGAGGAGAAGGUGGGCACAAGGAUAAUCAGACUGGGCGAGGCUGAUUGCAUAGGGCUUAUAAAUAUUGUAUAUAAGAGUUCACUCUGUGAGUGCACAUUUGAUAAAUUUAUUUAUUUAUAUGUAAGCAUUGCAAAACAAUGUAUUUAAGACCACAGGAAGACUACGGAAGAAUAUAUAUUGCAGAAGGCUUCAGUCCAGCAGUCUGGCUGGGCUGUGGGUCUGCUGAAGGAUGCUUCGUUGCCUGCUGCUUUUUGUAAAGGUUCGUUCGGGCAUCCUUGCAUGACGAAGGGGGUUUUGACGUUUGGCUGCACUUGAGUUCACUUGGGUUUACAUUUGAAAUGUGCAUGUGUAUUUAUAUACAGACUUCAAUAAAGUUGUGUAAAGCCUU
This is a messenger RNA of Electrophorus electricus (electric eel), 4840 nucleotides long. It is a transcript of the gene usp15, whose product is annotated as ubiquitin specific peptidase 15. Gene Ontology annotation, biological process: protein deubiquitination. Gene Ontology annotation, molecular function: cysteine-type deubiquitinase activity. Gene Ontology annotation, cellular component: nucleus. Lineage: Eukaryota; Metazoa; Chordata; Actinopteri; Gymnotiformes; Gymnotidae. The record is from RefSeq and is a predicted model, not a curated record.